UCGGAUUUGGUCCCUCCGUGUCUGACUUUGGUGCUCUGUAGCCGAUUUAUGUGCUUUCUCCAGGUCGAUCUGUCGAAUUCGCCAUAUGGGAUGUAUUGUCAUUGGACUCUUCCGCAGUUUUGACGUCACUCAGCUACACUUUCUCUCAUACGUCCGUUGAUAUUCUUUCCUUCUUUCCCAGGCGACUCCGUUCAGCUGUAGUCGUCCGGAGAGCCGUAAGCACUGUCGUUGUUUUUGUUUGGCUAGUUUCACGCGGUAAGUGAAGGGUUAACGGCUCAUGAAAUCUGUGGCGCCGACGUCGUUGCUUUAACUGUCGACGAAUUGUUGAAUGUACUCCAGUGGUUCUCCGUUGAAAUGGCGUCGGAAAGUGCACAGCUGGCUGCAGACCAGACGCAGCAAACACAAAUGACCGUCAUUCCACAAGAGGCGUCAACAAACGUGGACUCUGAUGGACAGGUAGUGGCAAGAGAGCUAGCAAGGGAUGUCCGGGUAACUGAAGUCGGACCUAGCGUUCGCAUUCAGCGGCAUGAAGCGAGAGACUGUAACUGCGACUGCGACUGUCCAUCAUGUCUAUCAGAACCUGUAGGAUGGUGCAUCCUGCUGACGGCAUUUAUCAUAUCUGUUCCUGCACUAGCCAUUAUCAUCAUUGGCUCAGUCCACUUCCAUGAAUGCCCCGCUAUGGAGAACCUACCUAUUUAUCUCAUCAUGGCCGGUGUCCUCCUGCUGUUAUUACUCCUGAGUCCGCUUUGCCUUUGCGAACAAGAUUAUUGCGAACCGUUCAAGUUGUGUUACAUAUGUCUAUUAGCUGUCCUGUGCUUGCUUCUGGCGAUAGCGAACAUUUCAGCUCUCGUGUCGGUGUUUUCUCCCCAAGAAAUCGUGAAUACUAGCAAUCCCCGCAGUCCACAUUAUUGCAACAACAUUGUGUACACGUCUGCGAAAUACUCUGCUUGCAUCACUGCUCCAUUCUCUUUCUUAAUUUGUUGCCGCUGCUGCUACAGCUGCUGCUGCUCCGGCUGAAACAUAAUGCGUAAUAAAAAUAAGUGGUCUACAAAGUU
Ornithodoros turicata is the source of this 1055-nucleotide messenger RNA. RefSeq lists its product as uncharacterized. The record is from RefSeq and is a predicted model, not a curated record. The coding region runs from base 355 to 1017 and encodes 220 amino acids. The transcript is spliced from 6 exons. Lineage: Eukaryota; Metazoa; Arthropoda; Arachnida; Ixodida; Argasidae.